This is a messenger RNA of Motacilla alba alba, 1740 nucleotides long. It is a transcript of the gene DMBX1, whose product is annotated as diencephalon/mesencephalon homeobox 1. Lineage: Eukaryota; Metazoa; Chordata; Aves; Passeriformes; Motacillidae. The record is from RefSeq and is a predicted model, not a curated record. Gene Ontology annotation, molecular function: RNA polymerase II transcription regulatory region sequence-specific DNA binding; DNA-binding transcription factor activity, RNA polymerase II-specific. Gene Ontology annotation, biological process: regulation of transcription by RNA polymerase II. The transcript is spliced from 5 exons. Bases 140 to 1228 code for a protein of 362 amino acids.
CGCCGGGCGCGCAGGCAGCGCGCAGGCAGCGCGGGCGGAUGGAGUAGGGCGGGCCGGGGCGCAGCGCCGCGCUCCCACGCGUGUCCCCGCUGCCGCGGCGGGCCGGGAGGCUGCCCCACCGCCCCAGGUUGAUGUCACCAUGCAGCACUAUGGAGUGAACGGCUACUCGCUGCACGCCAUGAACUCGCUGAGCGCCAUGUACAACCUGCACCAGCAGGCAGCUCAGCAGGCCCAGCACGCCCCCGACUACCGGCCCUCCGUGCACGCCCUCACCCUGGCAGAGAGACUGGCUGACAUCAUUUUGGAGGCACGUUAUGGGUCCCAGCACCGCAAACAAAGGCGAAGUCGCACGGCCUUCACCGCCCAGCAGCUGGAGGCCCUGGAGAAGACCUUCCAGAAGACUCACUACCCAGAUGUGGUGAUGAGAGAGCGGCUGGCCAUGUGCACAAACCUGCCUGAAGCCAGAGUCCAGGUCUGGUUCAAGAACCGGAGAGCCAAAUUCCGGAAGAAGCAGCGCAGCCUGCAGAAGGAGCAGCUGCAGAAGCAGAAGGACUGUGAGGGGAGCCACAGUGAGGGAAAGAUGGAGCCCCCUGUGCUGGAGACCCAGGCUCCCACCCCGGACACUGAGAAGGUCCAGAGCCUCCCCAGCGAGGUGGGCACUGACCUCAACCUGACUCUGUCGGAGCAGUCUGCCAGCGAGUCGGCACCCGAGGACCAGACCGACAGGGAGGAGGAGUUCAAGAGCACCUUGGAUGAGGCCAAAGUGGACAAGAGCCCUGGUGUGGACAGCAAGACUUUGAACUGCAAGAGAGCGAGCCCAAAAGCAGAGUCCCCUAUCAGCGCGACUGUGACGCCUUCGUCCAGCAGUGGCCUGGCUCAGACUCACUCCUACUCCUCCUCGCCCCUGAGCCUCUUCCGCCUGCAGGAGCAGUUCCGCCAGCACAUGGCAGCCACCAACAACUUGGUCCAUUACUCCUCCUUUGAAAUGGGGACACCGUCUGCCAUGCCCUACUUGGGCAUGAACGUCAACAUGGCCCCGCUGAGCUCCCUGCACUGUCAGUCCUAUUACCAGUCGCUGUCCCACGCUCAGCAGGUCUGGUCCUCCCCCAUCCUGCAGGCCUCCAGCUCCCUGCCGAGCCUGAACAGUAAAACCACGAGCAUUGAGAACCUGAGGCUCCGGGCGAAGCAGCACGCGGCGUCCCUGGGGCUGGACACCCUCCCCAACUGACUGCCCCCGAGAAGGUGCCCCGAGGCUGGCACUACACGUGGCACUCCUUGGAUCCCCACUCACCCCCACCUCUUCCUGGAGUGAGGUGCUCCCUUGCAGGGAAAACUUGGCGUUCAUUAACGUCUUACUAGCACCACGGUUGCGUCAGACAUUGCUACUGGCCUGGUCUUCACUAAAUAUUUAAUGAGUAAGGGGGAGAGGAUCUGUGUUCAGACAGGUGGACUGUCCUCUGGACUGCCAUGAGUUCAGCCUGUAACGUUCAGGAGGAGCCCCUUGUCCUCAUCCCCUCGAUAAGGUGCCAACUGUGUUCUGUUCACCUUUUCUUUUGUUGCUGUUGUUACGUUCUUUGGGGGAAGCAAGAGUCCUGCUUCGUCUUGUAUAUAGUUUAUAAUGUUGACAGCACCCAUCAUCUGUGUGUUACUGUCAGUGUUACAGAACUGUGACCUCUUUUGCUUUUACUCCCCUUUCCUUUUCAAUUUUAGUAGCUAGUAUCAGAGUUACAAAUCAGCCAU